This is a messenger RNA of Blastomyces dermatitidis ER-3, 1191 nucleotides long. RefSeq lists its product as uncharacterized. Bases 1 to 1191 code for a protein of 396 amino acids. Gene Ontology annotation, biological process: protein transport. Lineage: Eukaryota; Fungi; Ascomycota; Eurotiomycetes; Onygenales; Ajellomycetaceae. Gene Ontology annotation, cellular component: cytoplasm. The transcript has a single exon. The record is from RefSeq and is a predicted model, not a curated record.
AUGCCCGCACUCCGUAUUGUGCUUGACAGCGCCCCAGCUGUGUGGUCCCCCGGCUGCAUUAUUCAGGGAAAAGUCGUUCUAGAUUCGUCGGAGGAUGAAGCGGUAUCAAAAAUCACCAUUCGGUUCUCUGGAAAGGAAAAGACCCUGAAGAAAUCAGGGCAGAAUUCCCAAUACUUUAGCCAGGUCCAGUUCUUUUCCUACGCUCAGCAAUUGUUCCGUAGCAAUUACACCCUUUCCACCUCCAAAAAGUUUGAAUGGCCGUUCCAGUUUGUCUUCCCACACAAGAUGGAAAUGACGAAGGAUAAUUUCUUCCGGGGUCCCAAUGAUCACUCUCUUCCUCCAACGUUUUACUACGAAACCCCGUUUUUCGCCUCAUACACAGUAGAUUGCCGAAUACAAUACAAGCUGUCUGCAGAGCUCGAGCGCCCUUCGUCAUUCAGUUUGGUAUCGGGAUACCUUUCCGCAGAAAGGCGGUUACCCUUCAUACCCCAUCGAUCAGAACAGUCACCAGCGGUAACGGUCCUAUCCAUCCCAUUUCCCUGGAAAGUCUACAGCAAAAAGAUCCUCCCAGAAUUCGAAAACUACGAACCAACCAUGAAAGAAAAAGUAGCCACCGCCUUCACCUCUCGAACCAAACUCCCCAGCUCAGCCUUCAAAAUCUACACCCGCUUACCCAGCAAGGCAAUCCUGGGCCAAACAAUCCCCAUCCUGCUCAGCGCAACCCACCUCCCAGACGAAUCCACCACCAAAAUCGUCCCCAUCAUCCGCCUCCGCAGUCUCAGACUAACCAUCGAAAUCCGCACAGCAAUCUGUGCCUACUCGACCUUCAGCCGAACCGACGACGAGAGAGUGGACCAGACAACCGUCGUCGACCGCUCGAAUCUUGACAUCCCCCUGGAACCCCAGCCGUGCAACGUGUCCCAGCUUCUAAACAUCAUCUGCACACCGUCACUCCCGCCCAGCUUUGUGAGCAAUAUCGUUAGGCGUAGGUAUGGUUUGGAUUUGAAGAUCAUAGUGGAAUGCGCUGGUUGCACGAAGACGAUCCGGGCAAGCAGGCCGUCGUUUGAGGUUUUGUCAUCGUCCUAUUUGCAGUUACCCCUUGGCCCACCACCGUCGCUACCGUUGUUGUUUUCAGAGGUGGAGGCGGCAGCGGAGAGGGAUGGGGUGGAGUUGCCGGCUUAUAGACCUUGA